AUGUAUGAAAUAAGAACUGACAAAGUUUGUGUAGGUAUGCCUAACAAUGAGGAGGAAAUUCGGGCCAAAAAACGUGAGAACCAACGAGAUAGAUAUGCUGCAUUGCGUAGCGAUGAGAAGGACGAAGUUCGAUCCAAAAAACGUGAAUAUCAGCGUAGUCAUCGGGCUUGUCUGAAGGCCGAGGCUGAUGCAUCCAAAUUGAUUGCACCAUGCGAAAUCACAGCUCAGAAGGAGGAAGCUCGGGCCAAAAUUCGUGAGUAUCAACGGGAAAGGUAUGCUGCAUUUCCUAACCACAAGAAGGAGAAAUUUCAGGAAAACAAUCGUGAGUACCAACAAAGUCAUCGGGCUCGUCUAAAGGCCGAGACUGAUGCAUCCAAAUUGAUUGCAUCAUCUGAAAUCACCGAUACUAGAAUGGAUGAUAAAGGCAACUCUUGUAAGAGGAAACCGGACUUGGCUUCACAAGUUGAUAAUAUAGGUGUUGGGAAAGGUGUAUAUCAACGUGAUUAUGGUGCACAGAAAAAAGUGGAUAAAGGUGCUUUCAAUUCUGGCAUUUGGGAACCAGAAGACACAUUGCAUGGAAUAGAGGAUUUCAAAUACGAGUAUUCUAUAGAAUCCACAACAAGAACAAAUGGUCAUGAUCCUUAUAACUUUGUGUAUGUUGGUCUUCCUCAGACCUAUCAUGUCUUGACGAAAGUGCAGAACUAUUUUUAUUGUCGUGCAAAGAGGUUUGAAGGUGAAGGUCCUGCAUUUUGUUGUCGGAACGGACGGGUUAAUAUAUUUAUACCAGAAGUCCCAGAUGAGCUCCGUCGAUUGUUCACAAGUCAAAUUAAUAAGGAUGCAAAGUAUUUCAGAAGGAACAUUCGUUAG
Miscanthus lutarioriparius is the source of this 867-nucleotide messenger RNA. NCBI's taxonomy places the organism in Eukaryota, Viridiplantae, Streptophyta, Magnoliopsida, Poales, Poaceae. The record is from the annotation of a GenBank genome assembly.